Molecule: messenger RNA, 4228 nt
Organism: Aspergillus saccharolyticus JOP 1030-1
Lineage: Eukaryota; Fungi; Ascomycota; Eurotiomycetes; Eurotiales; Aspergillaceae
Product: multidrug resistance protein
Exons: 4
Coding region: 354-4175 (1273 amino acids)
Biological process (GO): transmembrane transport
Cellular component (GO): membrane
Molecular function (GO): ABC-type transporter activity; ATP binding; ATP hydrolysis activity
Source: RefSeq, a predicted model, not a curated record
UAUGCAUAGCCACAUGAGAGACUGACACCAAAGAUACCGACGGGUAGAUGGUGCCGGAAGAUAGAUUCUAGACUGCGGCUUAUCUCGCAGAAGCCCUACAGCUGGGGGUGCUAUAGUGCCUCGGCAUCGGCAUCGGAAUCGGUCUGGAGCCAGACGCUUGAUGAUAGCGGACACGAGAGAAAUCAGUGACAGCAAAGCAGUGUGACUGGCGUAAAGAUGCUUUAGCAUCCUAAGGCGUGCUUAUGGUCGGCUCCCUGUGCUUCGAUAUAAAGAAGCGGAGAUCAUGGGCUCGGUUGGCACUUUUUCUGCAUCCUCUGCAGCGACAAUCGAGAUAAAGGACCCGGACAUUCACAAUGCCGAUCCGCAACAUACACCCAGAUGAUAAUUUCGGUGCGUAUGUUCAAGAUGACCUCGUGCAGAGCAUUCUUCAGCGCCAAUUAGAAGGAUUGCCGUCAAAACCAAAAGGCACCGUGCUCAACUACGUGGGACGACUCGAUUUGCUUCUCCUUGUGAUAAGUAUAGUUUCGGCCACACUUGCUGGUGCACUGAACCCCCUACUCACGAUCAUCUACGGUCUCGUGGUGCGGUCUUUCCAGAGGCAUGCCAAUGGCGAGGAUGAUGGCUCAAAGCUCUCUUCCAAUGUCUCAAAACUCGCGUUGUUCAACGUCUAUGUCGGAAUUGCUGAGUUUGUGCUCAUCUACGUCGCCACAGUGGGCUUCUAUUAUACAGGGGAGCGCAUCACCAGAAACCUACGUCGUGCAUACCUGAGGGCAAUUAUACGGCAAAACAUUGCCUUCUUCGACACGUUGAGUCCCGGAGAAGUGACAGCACGUAUUACCUCGGACAUGAACAUUAUCCAGGAAGGAAUUACAAGCAAGAUAUCAACUUUUCUGACAGCUCUGGCUACUUUCAUCUCGGCCGAGGUGAUUGCGUUCCUGCAGUCCUGGAAGCUAGCCUUGAUGCUAUUCACUACCACUAUACUGAUUGGAGGGGCUGAAUUUCUAGGGGCUAUGUAUGCUAUGAAAUUCAGCCGACGGAGCUCAGCCGCUCUGAAUGAAGGGUCCUCUGUGGUUGAGGAAACCCUAAGCUCUAUGCGGCAUGUUUUUGCGUAUGGAAUACAGGAUGCCAUGCGUGAGCGAUACAUGAGAUAUAUCGAUAUCGGGGAGAGAUGGGGACUUAAAGCGCGGCUGUCGAUAACAUUCAUGAUCGGCGUCAUGAAUUCAGUGCCGUAUCUAAGCUACGCUCUGGCGUUUUGGCAAGGAUCUCGCUACGUUGUCAUGGGGGAUAUGAGCGCCUCAGCGGUGGUCAUUACGACCAUGGCGAUCAUUAUUGGUUCUUUCGCGGUUGGUCGGGUUGCCCCUAGUGCCGAGUCAUUUGUCAAGAGCAUUGUUCAUUCCGGUGCCAUUCUGAAAGCUAUUGCUCGCCAGUCUCCUCUUGACCCACUGGCGACGGAUGGACAAAGCCUACCAAGCGUACAUGGCGACCUUGAAUUGCACGAUGUGAGCUUGGCAUACCCAUCGCGGCAAACUGUGCAGGUCCUCGAUCAGAUAUCGAUGCGCUUCCCAGCAAAUAAAACGACCGCCCUGGUGGGGGCAUCUGGCUGCGGAAAGAGCAGUAUUGUCGGACUCUUGGAGCGUUUCUAUGAGCCGACCGGGGGUUACAUCACCUUGGAUGGUGUCGACCUCACGCUUCUCAACCUGCAUUGGUUACGGCAGCAAAUGUCCUAUGUCGUGCAAGAGCCGGUUUUGUUCAACCGAAGCAUUUUCGACAAUAUCAUGUUGGGAUUAAAAGACCUUGAUACACAUAGGACCAUGCUCGAGGCCAGAGAGCUGGUGCAUGCAGCUGCACGCGUCGCACACGCUCAUGACUUUAUCAUGGCUCUACCGCAAGGCUAUCAUACAGAAGUGGGCACGAAGGGUUUGCAUUUGUCGGGCGGCCAAAGACAGCGUAUAUGUAUUGCAAGGGCGGUUAUCAGCAAUCCCAAGAUCCUGCUACUGGAUGAAGCUACGUCUGCCCUGGACUCAAAGUCCGAAAAGGCCGUCCAGCUGGCCUUGAACUCAGCGGCCAGAGAUCGUACAACUAUUGUCAUCGCUCACAGGUUAUCGACUAUCCGCAAUGCCGACAAUAUUAUCGUCAUGGAUAAGGGCGUUGUCCUUGAGCAAGGGGAACACGAAGAGUUAAUGAGCCUGAAAGGGGUCUAUGCACGUCUCGUGGAAACACAGCAGAUUGACAGUGAGACUGAAGAUGAAACGAUUGAUUUCCGCUCGGACACAGAAACAACUUUGAGCGAUGGCAAGACUGGGCCUAUCCAAGUCUCACCUACCAGCGACUUUGUUUACGACAGCAUAGCCAAUGGCCACGAGCGCCUUCAAGACUCUAGCCCAUCAUUUAGGACGUAUUUUCGGGUUGUAAGCAAGCUCAAUAGAAAAGAAGCACCAUUGAUAUUCGCCGGACUACUACUCUGCGUUCUCACAGGGUUUGUCAUUCCAGCGCAAGCCAUUUCUUUCGCCGAAUCAAUCAGCGCUAUAACCCUUGCACCCGAAGAAUAUCACAAGCUUUUCCAUGAGAUUAAGAGGUGGUCCAUAGUGUUUGCAAUCAUUGCUAUAUUUGCCUUCGUCACUUGGAUAAGUCAAGGGAUCUGCUUCUCCCGGUCUACUGAACGACUCACGCACAACACCAGACACGAAGCCUUUCGGUCCAUCCUUAGCCAGGACAUUGCUUUCUUCGAUGAGAAGAGAAACUCACCUGGCGCCCUGACCUCCUUCGUUUCAACCACGGCUACGGACAUUACCGGUCUCAGUGGACCUAUCAUCGGCUCCAGCCUCACCUUCCUCUCCACCCUGACCAUAUGCAUUACGGUUUCUCUUGUCGUCGGCUGGAAGCUGGCGUUGGUCUGCACAUCCACGAUCCCAUUUGUGGCAGGAUGUGGCUACGUUCGCCUCCGAGUUCUCGCACUAUUCGAUCACAGGGUCCGGAAAACACACGAGGAGGCCGCUAUGUUUGCGAUGGAGAUCAUAACAGCAAUUCGAUCGGUGGCCUCACUUACCCUCGAGCAACACUUCCUGGACGAAUACACUGCCAUUCUCUCCCGCGAGGCUGCUCAAUCCAGGAAGUCGAUCCUCAAAGCCUCAGCCCUGUACGCUGCAUCGCACUCUUUCACCUUCUUCUGUGGUGCUCUGGCCUUCUGGUACGGUGGCACACUCCUUGCAAAGAAUGAAUACACCAUCCUGCAGUUCUACAUUUGCUUCGGCACUUUGAUCUCCGGCGCUCAAAUUGCAGGUGCAGUCGUCUCCUACGCACCAGACAUGAGUAAAGCGCUGCAUGCGGGCCAGGAAAUGUACGGACUGUUCAACCGUACCCAGACGAUCGACGCCAGGGAUGCAACCUGCCAACAGCAUCCCACUCUGCUCACAGACCCCCAUGCCAUUGAGUUCCAGAACGUCAGCUUCAACUACCCCUCCCGACCUUCGCACCCGGUACUCCAGAACUUCUCCCUCACCAUCCAGCCCGGCCAAUUCAUCGCCCUGGUCGGGCCCAGUGGCUCCGGCAAAACCACCGUCCUCCAGCUCCUCGAGCGCUUCUACCGCCCCACCGCCGGGCGGAUCCUGCUCAGCGGCGUCGAUAUCUCGGAGUUGGAUGUUCACGAGUACCGGAAGACGUUUGCCCUGGUCAGCCAAGAACCGAUCCUCUACGACGGCACCAUCCGCGAGAAUCUCCUUCUCUGCGGUGUCGACACACCCACCUCCAUCGACGACCAGGAGAUUGUGAACGUGUGCAAGGAGGCGAAUAUCGACGAUUUUAUUCUCUCUCUUCCCGACGGCCUCAACACCCGCAUCGGCACAGCAGGAACCAUGCUCAGCGGCGGCCAGAAGCAGCGUCUUGCGCUCGCGCGGGCAUUGCUCAGGAACAGCCCCGUACUGCUGCUGGACGAGGCGACAUCGGCGCUGGACAGCGCGGCAGAGCGUCUCGUGCAGGAGGCGCUGGAUCGCGCGGCCGACACCCGAACGACGGUGGCGGUCACGCAUCGGUUGCGGACGGUGCAGCGGGCGGACUUGAUCGUGGUGAUGGAGCAUGGGGCAGUGGUGGAGAGGGGAAGCCAUGCGGAGUUGAUGGCGAGGCGGGGAUUGUAUUGGGAGAUGGUGGGGAUGCAGCGGUUUGAGGUGGGGGUAGUUUAGAUUGUCUGGUAUUUACUCCUCUGGUUGGGGCGGCUGUUGUUGUUGGUUCAAUU